AUGGGUCAUACACACUCAACAGCUGUGAGGAUGCCGGUGCCGAUGCAGGUGUCAACUGGACCAGUGACGGUCAUGGACGAGAAUGGAUCUUACCGACAAGUGUACAUUCCUGGGGUUCCGGCCCAGGCCAUGAUGCAGAUCCCCGCCGCUCCAUACGGAACGGGAGCGAGUCAAGGACCGAGCUUGGGCCAGACGUUUUACCAAUUCCAGCCGGGGUCGGCGGCGCAGUUUGCCAACGCGGCGCACUUCCCGGCGCCGCCACCGGCGACACUCACGACGACGGUGGACGUGGCCAGCGGGGACGGCCUUGCGGGUGGCGACUUGCCGUCGUCGACAACGGCGGCGUCGGCCGUGUCGCCGGUGGUCGUCGAGAUGGCCGAGGCCACGACCAUGACCACGGGUUCUCCGAAUGGACGCCAUUCCUCGCCAACUGCCCACACCCGGCUGCUCCACGGGAGUCCUCCAUUUGGGAAAGACGAGCGUGCGAGGAGACAGAGUCAGAAGCUGAAGCAGAAAUUGAUGCAGCGAUCAGUGAUGCCAUUGACAAACGCGACUUCGUCUGCUUACCCUGCAGCAGGGGGAUCCUCGCCCAGAAAGGUGAGCGACUCGAGUAUUAACAAGAAUGGACGAACAGCACCAGUCGACACUCGGCCUGAAUACGAAGAAGAGGAAGAGCUUAUCAACAUCUUAUCCACGAUUCAACCACCUCAGAUAUCUGAAGUGGAAGCCCGUUGCGCAAUGGUUGCGUGGUCAGCACCAACGGCCUUGACCGAGCUUUUAGCCGCUGUGGUACUCGAAGACUCUGCCAAAGACCAGCAGCAGCAGAAAAACCCAGCAGCAACCGUCUCCCCACUAAAGGAAACCACUGAAGAACCCUCAAAUGACCCCCAACAGCAACAAGAUACCCAAGUGCCGCAGCAGCAGCAAAGCAAGUUCAGCAAGGAGAUCAUGGACCUGGCCCGAGAAAUGUACGAGACUGACGUCAUUUAUGACGUGAUGCUGUCGGACAAGGGCCGGGACUCGCGGUACUUCAAGACCAUUUACGUCGGGGAUGCCAGGGACUGUAAGCUGACGGAUUUGAAGCCAGCUACGGAGUACUACAUUUGCAUACAGGCCGUGUACGAGGACGUGCGAGGGCGGAUGAGCGACACCGUGACCUUUUCCACGGCUGGAUGUGAGCCGGAUGCCCCUGCGCCGCCCAAACUGCAACAGCGAUCCAAAUACGCCUUGCAACUAAAGUGGCAUCCUCCCACUGAAAAUGGCGGCAAGUUGAUCAAGUACAUCUUGGAAAGUGACGAAGGGCGGAACGGGGUGUUCAAUGUGGCCUAUGAGGGCCCUCAGCGUGGCUGUCGUCUCACGAAACUCAGUCCUGCCAUGUCGCUCCGACUUCGGCUCGCGGCAGUCAACAAAUUUGGAUCGAGCAAGUGGUCGGAGGUGGUGUCGAUGUCGACGAGUGGGUCAGCCCCGGGUCAACCGACAGCCCCCUGGUGCGAGCGCGUUGACACGAGCAGCGUCAGCGUGGCCUGGACCCGACGCUCACCCGACGAGUCCUUCACGCUUCAAAUGGAGGAACAUGGCGGCCCGCAUGGGUUCCUGCCGCAGUACAAUGGCCGCGACACCAACUGCCACGUGUCCAAGCUCAAGCGAAACACGAUCUACAGAUUUAGGCUGAUGGCGAGUAACGACGAAGGGACGAGCGUGCCGUCGGAAGUGAUGGAGGCACGAACUCUGUGCGAGGCGCCGGGCCGCCCAACGGCGCCCAAGACCAAGGGAAAAGUGCUGACGCAAUCAUUCCGCCUCACUUGGGAGCCGCCUGUGAACGAUGGCGGUUGUCCGCCUUCUUCCUAUGAGCUUGAAUUGGACGACGGUUCUGGAUUCCGGAACGUUUACACGGGAGCGGAUGUGGAGCACGUGUGCGACCACCUGACGCCGGGCACGUGCCACCGGGCCCGCGUGCGGUGCUCUGGGCCCGGCGGCACGUCGGACUUCUCCGAGACGACGUCCGUGUCCACGGCGGCCGUGUGCCCGGGGCCAUGUGCCCCGCCGCGCUGCGUGGGCAAGCCCAAGGCCAACUCGGUGUGCUUGCGUUGGGCCGUGCCCGAAGUGGACGGCGGCACUCCGGUGACGGACUACGAGGUGGACGUGACUGGGCCGGAUAAUACGACGGCGUCCGCGUACCGGGGACGGGACACGGAGUGCGUCGUUGCGAGCUUGCUGCCUGGCACGCCGUAUUUGUUUCAAGUCAGGGCCGUCAACAAAGCCGGACCUGGGGCGUGGUCAGAACCAACAGAGGUGGUGUCGGGAGCAGGUCCACCAGACAAACCACGUCAACCAGUGCUUGCUGCCAGGUCUCCGCACAUUGUGGCGGUCGAGUGGGAAGAGCCGUUGAACAACGGCGCCGCUGUGUCACAGUACAAGUUGGAGAUGGCGCCGGUGGCCCAACAGCAGCAGCAGCAACAACAACCGCCAAGUGCCGUGACUGCUGCUGGGGAUGCUGAGGAUUCCGGUUCUUUAGGACUCGACUUCAGCGCCAUCUAUGUCGGACCACUUCUCUGCCAUGAGGCCAAGAGCUUACAGCCUGCUGCCACGUAUUCUUUCAGAGUUCAAGCGAGCAACUCGGCAGGCACAAGCGUGUUCUCUUCGGCGUCCAGCAUCACUUUGCCUGCAUCCGUGCCCGGGGCCGUUACCGGGGUCACUUGCCGACCUCACCCGGUCACCGACGACAUGUCGACUUGCUUGCACGUGACCUGGGGUCAAGCUGCGAGCAACGGCAGUCCCAUCACGCACUAUGUCGUGGAGGCAACUGUGGCGACGCCGGGCUCGGGAUCCGGCGCCGUGGCGCCCACGGUGCGCAGCCAGGUCCUGGACCCGAGUCGGGACAGCUUCACGUUGGAGGACCUCAUGCCGGAAACGACCUACAAAGUACGAGUGCAGGCAGUGAACGGCGUCGGCGCCGGUCCAUUGUCGCCGGCGUGUCGCGUGACGACGCGACCACUGCCGCCACCGGCGCCUCGCCUCGAGCUUUUCUCCGCCACGCACAACGCUCUGAAACUCAAGUGGACCGACGUGUCGACGUCGUCUUCCUCACUCACAUCCGCCUCAUCAUUGUCGUCGUCGCCGUCUUCAUCGACGGCGGCGGCUGGGUCGUCGUCGUCGUCUGCCGCCAUCACCAACCAGCAGCAUCAGGCGUCUUCGUCCUCUUCGGGCGGCUCCUCAUCGUCCUCCGCAUUCGCUACUCAAAAUGUGUCUGCAAACGGCGGCUCGUCGUCGUCGUCGGCGGCGGCUGCGGCUGCUGCUGCGAGACUCGCAUUCCCGAUCACGUACUUGCUCGAGAUGGAGAAUCCGAAGCAUCCGGGGCGGUUCUACUCUGUCUUCAACGGCUCUGCGACGGGCCACAAGGUGCAGAAGUUGAAUGAGGCCUCCAGGCACAGGUUCCGGGUGUCGGCGAGCAAUGAGAGCGGAUCCGGUCCGUACUCGUCUGUCUGCGAGUUCUGGACGACGAAGGCGCCUCCGCAUGUCGUCAAAGCGCCGAAAGUGACGAUGGACGCUUCUGGGGCUUGUGUGAUCGACUGGCAGCCUACGAAACCUGCUCCGGGAUCGGAUCUGAUCUCCUACCGACUACAAGUGUCUCGAACUGCUGCCUCUGACCCAGUAGAGAUUUAUUCGGGACGGGAGUCGUCCUUCACGUAUCACCAAGUGGCGCCGACGGACCGGGAACUGGCGUUUCGGGUGUGCGCCGUCCGCGAGCCGAAUCCGAACCCGGCGCCGGACGGGGACGACGGCGACGACAGCAGCGACUUUGACGGCACUGGGGACGCCGUGGCCAAGCCCGUGCCGCCGCCGUCGAUCCUGGGCCCCAUUUUGGGGCCCUGGUCUCAGUGGACCCCGUUUCGUGUACCGAGUGUCAGUGUGGCCGACGCCGUGGACGGCGGUGCUGGGAAGGACGGCGUCGCCGGCGACGAAUCUGGCGCCCGUCCCGCACUGGAACGCGAAUGGACUGUGGAGCAGUGGGCUUUGCUGUUGGUAGCGGUGCUGACCUUGCUGGUCGUCCUCCUGACCGUAGUUUUCGAAUACGCCAUGUCCGACGGGUCGCAGACUGAAGGCGACGACCUUCCCUCUCAUUCGACACGAUAUUGAAGAAAGAUAAGUUGAAAGACUGAAACUGCAAAUAUCACUCAUCGCCGCCACCAACCAACCAACCAAGAUUUGAACUGACCGAAACUAUGCAACCAAGAUGAAGAAAGAAACCGGAAGAACAGGAAGAAGAAAAAAAAUAAGAAGAAGAAAAAUGGGAUAUUGGAAGUUUUAAAAAGAAUCCGAAGGAAAAACGCGAGAUUUCAGGUGCGAAUCAUGGAUGGAGUAAACAAGAUAAAUAUUUUUUUUUUUUUGCGCUGGGACACGAGGAAAAAUAAGUUUUUGUCGCUUGUUUUUGAUUUUGAUUUCGGGAGAAAGCUGUGCUUUAGACGUUGAUGUUUUAGAGACCACGCUUUGAUCACCCCCCCUUUUUUGUUUUCCUGCUGCUCUUAUUCUCAACCUGGAAAAGAAGAAGAAGAAAGGAAAAAUCAUUCCAGACGCGAGUGAGGGACAUUUUUGAUGAUAGCUUUACACAGUGGAAUUGUUCCACGCGGCGCUUGAAAGACACAAGGGCUGCCUUUGUUUUAUUCGUUCGUUUCAAAAAAUAUUCAUUUCCGUUCGUUUGUUUCUGAAUUUUUUUUUCCUGUCCGACUUAUUCCCAAGGCAGAACGACGCGAUUUUAAGUUAUUGACAGUAUUUUUGGCGCACGCCAGAAAACAAAAUAGUUAACUUCAGAAAAUGAGGUUUUAUUUCCCCCCCCCCCCCCCCCCCGCAAGGAUCUGGUUUUCCUUUUUCACGGCUUCCAAAGAAGAAAAGAAAAAAA
This is a messenger RNA of Notodromas monacha, 4897 nucleotides long. Lineage: Eukaryota; Metazoa; Arthropoda; Ostracoda; Podocopida; Cyprididae. The record is from the annotation of a GenBank genome assembly.